Molecule: messenger RNA, 5338 nt
Organism: Humulus lupulus (European hop)
Lineage: Eukaryota; Viridiplantae; Streptophyta; Magnoliopsida; Rosales; Cannabaceae
Product: myosin-17-like
Exons: 39
Coding region: 430-5022 (1530 amino acids)
Biological process (GO): vesicle transport along actin filament; actin filament organization
Cellular component (GO): myosin complex; cytoplasm; vesicle
Molecular function (GO): microfilament motor activity; actin filament binding; ATP binding
Source: RefSeq, a predicted model, not a curated record
UUGUUUUGCAAACGGCAUCCAUUUUUGAGUUUGAGAGAAUCGAAUUUUGUGGCUUUCAUCUGCCAUUGAGCAGCGCGUGGGAGACCUCCAUUGACAUCGUCCCCACCACUGUCUCUUCUCUUCCUAGUCCUCACUUUGAAAACUUUUGCGUUUGAGUUUCGGAAGAGAGAGAAAAAUAUAUUUCAUAUAAAUAUUAUAGUGAGAGAGAGUACUACCAAAGCUCGAAACUUUAGAGAGAGAGGGAGGGAAAUAUUUGAAAGGGAGAAAGUGUUUUUUUAUGAAUAUUGGGAUAUGAUUGGUAUUUGAUGAUUAAAAGUGUACUUUGAACUCAUUUCUUUGUAUUAUUAUUUGAUAUUUUUGUAGAGAUUCUUGGUCUGUUUCUGGUCGGCAGCUUUCGUGUUUGGAUGAGUUGAAGGCCACCACUUACCAAUGGCUGCACCAGUUAACAUUGUAGUAGGUUCUCAUGUAUGGGUUGAAGAUCCUACUUUGGCUUGGAUUGAUGGAGAAGUUACCUGGAUCAAUGGUUUGGAGGUUCACGUUCAUACCGCAAAUGGAAAAACAGUAAUCACAGAUACAAUGAAAGUGUUUCCAAAAGAUACGGAAGUUCCACCUGGAGGCGUAGAUGAUAUGACAAAGCUAUCAUAUUUGCAUGAACCUGGAGUCCUGGAAAACCUGGCCAUUAGAUAUGAACUUAAUGAAAUCUAUACUUAUACUGGAAAUAUUCUGAUAGCAGUCAAUCCAUUUCAACGAUUGCCUCAUCUUUAUGAUACUCACAUGAUGGCACAAUAUAAAGGAGCUCCUUUUGGAGAACUAAGCCCUCAUGUUUUCGCAGUUGGAGAUGCUGCAUACAGGGCAAUGAUUAAUGAGGGGAAAAGUAAUUCAAUAUUGGUAAGUGGGGAGAGUGGUGCUGGUAAAACUGAGACAACAAAGAUGCUCAUGCGAUAUCUUGCCUAUUUGGGUGGCCACUCGGGAGUGGAAGGAGGUACAGUUGAACAACAAGUUCUGGAGUCCAACCCAGUUCUUGAAGCAUUUGGCAAUGCCAAAACGGUUAGAAAUAACAACUCAAGUCGUUUUGGAAAAUUUGUUGAAAUUCAAUUUGAUAAGUAUGGGAGGAUAUCUGGGGCAGCCAUUAAAACCUAUCUGCUUGAGAGGUCUCGGGUUUGCCAAAUUUCUGAUCCAGAGAGAAACUACCAUUGCUUUUAUCUUCUUUGUGCUGCACCAAGAGAGGAUAUUGAGAAAUAUAAAUUGGGUAGCCCCAAGUCAUUCCAUUAUUUAAAUCAGUCCAAUUGUUACGAGCUGGAUGGGGUGAAUGAUGGUCAUGAAUAUCUUGCAACUAGAAGGGCGAUGGACAUUGUUGGAAUCAGUGAACAGGAACAGGAGUCAAUAUUUAGAGUUGUAGCUGCAAUACUUCACCUUGGUAAUAUUAAUUUUUCCAAAGGGGAGGAAAUAGAUUCCUCAGUCAUCAAAGAUGAUAAAUCUAGAUUCCAUCUUAAUGUGACUUCAGAACUUCUUCGAUGUGAUGCCCAGAGCUUGGAAGAGGCUCUCAUUAAACGUGUAAUGGUGACACCAGAAGAAGUUAUCACAAAAACUCUUGACCCUGAUAAUGCGAUUGCUAGCAGGGAUGCAUUAGCUAAGACAUUAUAUUGUCGCUUAUUUGAUUGGCUGGUGGACAAAAUCAAUAUUUCAAUUGGGCAGGAUCCAAACUCAAAUUCAAUAAUUGGAGUUCUUGAUAUUUAUGGCUUUGAAAGUUUUAAGUGCAAUAGUUUUGAGCAGUUUUGUAUCAACUUCACAAAUGAAAAACUACAACAACAUUUUAAUCAGCACGUGUUUAAAAUGGAACAAGAGGAGUACACCAAAGAAGAAAUACACUGGAGCUAUAUUGAGUUUAUUGAUAACCAAGAUGUGCUGGAUCUAAUUGAAAAGAAACCUGGAGGAAUUAUAGCACUCUUAGAUGAAGCCUGCAUGUUUCCAAAGUCUACUCAUGAAACUUUUGCACAGAAGUUGUAUCAGACUUUUAAAAAUGAGAAACGAUUUAUAAAGCCAAAGCUUUCCCGGACUGAUUUUACUAUAUCACACUAUGCAGGCGAGGUAACUUAUCAAGCCAAUCAGUUUCUAGACAAGAACAAAGAUUAUGUCAUUGCUGAACAUCAAGCUUUGCUGACAGCCUCAAACUGCUCAUUUGUGCGUGGCCUGUUUCCCCCACUUCCAGAAGAUUCGUCAAAGUCAUCCAAAUUUUCUUCCAUUGGAUCGCGCUUUAAGCUACAACUUCAGUCUUUGAUGGAAAUCUUGAGUGCAACAGAGCCUCACUACAUCAGAUGUGUGAAGCCAAACAGUGUCCUGAAACCUGCUAUAUUUGAGAGUUUUAAUAUCAUUCAACAAUUGCGAUGUGGGGGUGUCCUCGAGGCAAUCAGGAUUAGUUGUGCUGGCUAUCCUACUAGACGCACAUUUUAUGAUUUUGUAAAUCGUUUUGGUCUUCUGGCUCCUGAAGUGUUAGAAGCAAAUUAUGAUGACAAGGUUGCAAGCCAAAUGAUUCUUGAUAAAAGGGGAUUGAAAGGAUACCAGAUAGGCAAGUCAAAAGUUUUCCUCAGAGCAGGUCAGAUGGCUGAGUUGGAUGCUAGGAGGACAGAAGUACUUGGAAAUGCUGCUAGAACAAUUCAACUACAAAUCCGUACCUUCAUUGCUCAUAAAGAGUUCGUCACAUUGCGCAAAGCUGCAAUUCAGUUGCAAUCUCUUUGGCGAGGUAAAAUUGCAUGCAAACUGUAUCAGCACUUGAGACAGGAAGCUGCAGCAUUGAAGAUCCAGAAGAAUUUCAAGCAAUAUAGAGUCACUAAAUCCUACUUAAUACACAGGUCUUCUGCAAUCACAUUGCAGGCAGGCUUAAGAGCAAUGACUGCACGUAAUGAGUUCAGAUUUCAAAAACAAACAAAAGCUGCUGUCAGUAUUCAGGCUCAUUGGCAUUGCUACCGAGCUCAUUCUUAUUAUAGAAGUCUACAAAAGGCUGUGGUUGUCACUCAGUGUGGCUGGAGAUGCAGAGUUGCAAGAAAAGAACUCAGAAAGCUCAAAAUGGCUGCCAGAGAAACAGGGGCUCUUAAAGAAGCCAAGGACAAAUUGGAAAAGCGUGUGGAGGAGCUUACUUGGCGGUUACAAUUGGAGAAGCGGUUGAGGACUGAUCUUGAAGAGGCAAAAGCUCAAGAAAUUGCAAAAUUGAAGGAUAUUUUGCAUGCAAUGCAAUUACAAGUAGAACAAGCAAACUCCUUGGUUAUUAAAGAGCGAGAGGCAGCUAAAAAAGUUAUUGAAGAAGCACCUCCUGUCAUUAAGGAGACCCCAGUUGUAGUACAAGAUAUGGAAAAGGUUGAAUCCUUGACCACUGAAGUUGAGAAGUUGAAGGCUUUACUAGCAUCAGAAACAGAGAAAUCUGAGGAGGCCAUUCAGGUUUAUGCUGCUGAGCAAACUAAGAAUGAGGAAUUGACUAGGAAGCUUGAAGUUGCGGAGAAGAAAGCAGAUCAGUUUGAAGAUUCAUUGCAGAGGCUUGAAGAGAAAGUAUCCAAUUUAGAAUCAGAGAACCAGGUACUCCGGAAACAAGCCCUUGCUGUCUCACCAACUGGUCAAUCUUUUUCUCCAAGAAAGUCAAAAAUUAUUCUGAGGACUGUAGAGAAUGGGCAUGCUCCUAAUGAAGAAAUGAGAGAAAGCCCGGAUCUUACAUGUAAUGGUCAGCAGUCAGAAGCUGAAGAAAGCCCCCAGAAAUCUCUAAUUGAGAAGCAGCAGGAGAAUCAUGACCUCCUCAUAAAGUGUAUUUCUCAAGAUCUAGGUUUCUCUGGGGGUAGGCCUGUUGCUGCUUGUCUGAUAUACAAAUGCCUUCUGCAAUGGAGGUCAUUUGAGGUCGAAAGGACCAGUAUUUUUGACCAUAUCAUUCGAACUAUAGGCACAGCAAUAGAGGCCCAUGAUAACAGUGAUGUGCUAUCUUACUGGUUGUCUAAUUCAUCCACAUUGCUUUUACUGCUUCAACGCACACUAAAAGCAACUGGAGCUGCUGGCUUAACUCCACAACGUCGAAGGAUGUCAACUCAUCUGAUUGGGAGGAUGUCACAAGGCCUUCGUGCAUCUCCACAAAGUGCUGGUUUCUCCUUCUUCAGUAAUAGGGUACUCGGUGGACUGGAUGAAUUUCGGCAUGUUGAAGCCAAAUAUCCAGCUUUGCUUUUCAAGCAGCAACUUACAGCCAUUCUUGAGAAGAUAUAUGGAAUACUGAGAGAUAAUUUGAAAAAAGAGAUCUCCUCAGUUCUUGGGUUGUGCAUCCAGGCACCUAGGAGUAGAACAACCCGGGCUGGUGUGUUGAAGGGGCAUUCGCAAGCUAAUUCUGCAGUGCAACAAGCGUUAAUUGCUCACUGGCAGAGCAUUGUGAAAAUUUUAAAUAACUACUUGAUGAUCAUGAAGGCCAAUUGUGUUCCUCCAUUGCUGGCUAGCAAAGUGUUCACUCAGAUAUUUUCAUUUAUCAAUGUUCAGUUGUUUAACAGCCUUCUUUUGCGACGUGAGUGUUGCUCAUUCAGUAAUGGGGAGUAUGUCAAAGCAGGGUUGAGUGAGUUGGAACAGUGGUGUCAUGAUGCAACCGAGGAGUUCACAGGGUUUGCUUCAGAGGAACUGAAACAUAUCAGACAAGCAGUUGGCUUCCUGGUCAUACAUCAGAAGCCCAAAAAAUCAUUAGCAGAAAUCACAAAUGAUCUUUGCCCUGCCCUCAGCAUACAGCAGUUAUAUAGAAUCAGUACAAUGUACUGGGACGACAAAUACGGUACACAUAGCGUGUCUUCUGAUGUAAUAUCAAGUAUGAGAACUAAGAUGACUGAGGACUCAAACAAUGCUGUCAGCUGUUCGUUCUUAUUGGAUGACAACUCGAGCAUACCUUUUUCUGUGGACGACAUUUCCAAGUCCAUGGAUGCAGGCCAAAUUGAAGUAGCCGAUGUUGACCCUCCACCUUUGCUUCGAGAAAACUCAGGCUUCGCUUUUCUACUACAACGUUCAAGUGAUUGAAUGUUUUAUGUUUCAAUCCCAGAACAUUAGUGCUACUAAUAAAACAUGUGGAUACAUUAGUAUUUCUCAUUAUAUAGUGUGACAGUUUGAACAUACAGAGCCUCACUUGGGCUCCUUGUGAUUUAAAUUUUCCUUUUGGUUUGUUUCAACAAACAACAGCUAGUUUUAGGCAGACAGCCGCGUUUUAUUGGCUAUGGUCUACUGUUGUAUCAAAUGUAUCUGUAUGAAUGUAGGCUUCUUCAUGCCUUGUAGAGAUACAUUUUAUAAAGUAGACCCUUGAAUACAUCAAUAAUUGGCAAAAUGGCUUUUGAAUUUU